Molecule: messenger RNA, 977 nt
Organism: Octopus sinensis (East Asian common octopus)
Lineage: Eukaryota; Metazoa; Mollusca; Cephalopoda; Octopoda; Octopodidae
Exons: 2
Coding region: 120-935 (271 amino acids)
Biological process (GO): protein phosphorylation
Molecular function (GO): ATP binding; protein serine/threonine kinase activity
Source: RefSeq, a predicted model, not a curated record
GUCAUAACAGAGCAAUUUCGAAUCUUUCUUGUUUAUUGUUUGACUUGAACCUCGACGUUUUCAUGUUUAUUGCUGUUGUUCGUGUUGCUGUCUAACACCAGAUCCUAAUCCGUGACAUCAUGGACCUAAAACUUGACAACAGCACUCUGAACUUUCACUGGUCAGAGAAAGAGGUGUACUGGGCAAGCUUCAGCCACAAAUCAAAGUUGGAGACUGAUGAGCAUCUUUUCUACAAGGGCUUCCUCAACGGGAAGGGCGCGCGCCAGGGGGAGCGUUGCCUGGUGCGCGUGAAGAAGGACGCAUGCGGGGAACAGAGUUAUUGGAGGAGUUAUUUCGACAUCCUUAGUCUAGAGCAACAGAUCACCGACCUCUUUAACAAAUCUGUGCUCAACGAUGACUACCUGGUGGUUAUCCGACCCCACCUUGCACAGAUCGACAGCGUAUCGAGUCUGAACCGAAUGUGCGCACGCAACGGGCCGAAAGAAUUUGGCCAAGAGGAAUUUGUUGUCGUCGAGGAAUUCCAGUCGGAGGAUGGAGGCGGUGCAGGCUGGCAGCGGUUCUCCGAUAUGGUCGGCACCUGCUCCGGCAGCGGCGGCGGCAACAACAACGGUGGCGCCUGCAUCGACAACAACAAUCCCGGAGCUCCCAGCAGCCGCCUCCUCUCCAUCCUCGACGCCCUCUCCCACUUCAGCUUCGUCGUGAUGCACGGCGAGAUGAUUCUUUGCGACUUCCGUGGGGAGGUGCGCGACCGAACCUGUUGCCUCUCCUGUCCAACUGUCCACUCCCGCAAACAUGAAUUCAGAGAAUGGGGUGACGAGGGGGUCUGUGGAAUUAAGACAUUCAUGGCGAAACACAAAUGCAAUAAAUUCUGCCUGAAGUUUGCCUGUAAUUCCGACAACUUGCUCCUGACUGAUCCAAUUGAGAAACUUCCUUAACUUUUCCAUCCUUUUUUUUUUAUUUUUGUUUUAUUUCCUUUU